GUGCCUUUUUAAAAAAUAAUUUGAUAGAAAUCAAAUAUUUUAGUAUGGCGGAUAAAGCUGAAUCCAGUGGAUUAGUGAGUAAGAACAGCAAUAGUACAGUGUCAUGUUUUGCCCAGCAUUCGCACCGCAUGCAAAUGUUCAUGUGCGUUUUAUUUUUCACAUCGUGUUUCGCUUUUCUGUUCGUCCUGGAAAGUAAAUUAACCCAACAACAGAAAGCAUUAGAGUUCGCCUAUAAAGAAUUCUAUCUAAGACCGUUCCAUUACAAGCUGGACCCUUUCUCAUACGUGGAACUGAAAAACGGAGCGCCAAUUACUGAACCUGAGCCACCUAAUCCGGAUUUUAUGUUCUCUUUCGAAGAGCUUCUGCUAAAUAGAUUCCUCGACUAUUACCUUUGGGCUCAGGGUCCCACAGAUGAAACCGACGUCACAACUGAUCCGGAUAGAUUACCUUUGACAAUCCAGGCUUUUGGUUCUCACUUACGUAACCGGCUGUAUUACCAACUGGAACGUGAUGAGCUCAAAGUCAAUCCAAUCCUUUUAACUGAUCCAGCACUGCCGACUGAUAUUAGAGACCCAGAGGAUGGUAUUGAAUCGAAUAAACUUCUUUGGAAUGUGAUACCUUACUGUAACGAUCCUGUUUUGGAAGACGCCCUUCAUGAGUUGGGAAAUAUCAACGGCUUUCUGUACACACGCGGUAACCACAGGAAUUACAGAUUCAUAAGUCGUAACGAAUCGCGAGACAUUGCUUCCAUCAUAGGCGCCAUUCCCAUCAAAUUAGCUUAUUUACAUAAUCACAAUUUUAUAAAUUUCCAGAGGUAUGGCUUGAAGAGUCCCAUACAAAUCAGCAUCGUAUGCGAUCCCAUCGAAAGAAAACUCCGUCAUUUCUACACGGAACGCUAUAAUUACAGAGAAUGGGCGGAAGAUUUCCCGAUUUCACGCACGAACUGGUGGAGAGCGACUCUAGACGAAUGCUUGGACAAGAAUCAGCGAGAAUGUAACUAUGAUGGAGUGAAAAACAUUAAAGCUAAAUCCGUUUUAGACAUCGGACGUACAUGGCUACCACGACGCGUCGAAUGGACAAUACCACAAUUUUGUGAAUACAACAGAUGCGGGGAUCUGGGACUCGAAAAAGAUUUGGAAUACGUCAAAGAUGUCGUUAAACAAGAGUACACUGUUGUCGGCACGCUGGAAAAGAUGAGCGAGACAUUGGACCUUCUAGAAGCUAAGGUGCCUCAGUUCUUUAAAGGCAUCAAGAAAAUUUACUACCAAAAACUGGCAGAAGUUCCCCAGGAUGUCCCUGGUCCUGAAAUUCCUGUUAUCAAUUCCGAAAGGAGAGCCGAAAUGGAAAGGCGGUAUGCGAAAGAAAUAGAAUUUUAUCGUUUCGCGUCCCAGAAACUGGUAGAAGACCUGAAAAUCAGCAAAUAAAAGUCAACAAAAUAAACAAAUGAAUAAUAACAAAAUAUGGACACAGAGUUCUUUCCAUUUGUGGCAUAUAGAAAAUAGUUGCAAGUCACACAAUGACAUCAGCAGGAGAAAAUAUUUCCUACCCUUUCAGUAUUUCACAAAAACCUUUUUCGUACAAAACAUGGUGAUGUGGCAAAUACAAUUUAAUUUUCAAU
Daphnia carinata is the source of this 1618-nucleotide messenger RNA. Its product is annotated as heparan sulfate 2-O-sulfotransferase pipe-like. Lineage: Eukaryota; Metazoa; Arthropoda; Branchiopoda; Diplostraca; Daphniidae. The coding region runs from base 45 to 1424 and encodes 459 amino acids. The record is from RefSeq and is a predicted model, not a curated record. Gene Ontology annotation, cellular component: membrane. The transcript has 7 exons. Gene Ontology annotation, molecular function: sulfotransferase activity.